Nezara viridula (southern green stink bug) is the source of this 360-nucleotide messenger RNA. NCBI's taxonomy places the organism in Eukaryota, Metazoa, Arthropoda, Insecta, Hemiptera, Pentatomidae. The record is from the annotation of a GenBank genome assembly.
AUGUAUGGAACCUCUUAUCUGUUGUCCGGAGAGCAUUACAGAGGUCGAACAGAGGACAAAGACCCGAGGAAAGGAGGCGGUUUCUUCUACUUCGGGAGUCCUCCCCUAAUCCUCAUUAGAGAGAACCGGCGGGCAGUUCCUCCGAAACCUGUCUCCUCGGACCCGGCUUGGGAAUUCCUCUGGGAGCCGAGAGCGGGAAUAAAGGAACCCGAUAUCCUUUAUCCUCUGCCCUACGAUGAUGUUGAUGUCGAAGAGGACGUCGACAGCUCAGCAAAGCGAUGGGGUUACGCAAGACUUACAAGAGCGCUGACUUGUGAAGAUAUUACCUGGGCCAAGAAGAACGCUGAGUUGGGCACCUAG